AUGAAAUCUAGUAAAAUAUUCCCCUUCAAGGGUGAGCGAAAAAAAGGAGGGGAUGGCGUGGAACUCAACAGGGAAAUUGCUAAUGUGGAAGCCCCUAUUGCACAAAUCACUAGUACUCAUGCUGGAUCUAUGCUGGGGCAUAGGACGGAACAAAAGUACCCUCCUCUUGAAUCAAUUAUUUCGAAUCAGUCGUCAGCUCCUUAUACAUUGUCAAACCUACAGGAAUAUCUAAGGACAAUCCACUGUCAAGAACCGCUUGACCUGAUAUUAAUGGGGUAUCAGUUCAGCACACUCUUUACCAGCGAUGAAACGAGUAUCUCUAUUGCAGAAAAGGCAGAUAAGAUUAAUGAAGUCCGCCAGUUAUGGAACAAGAUAGUGUCGACCUUUCUAUUGGAUAGUUCGCCCCAGGAAGUGAACCUUCCUGGAGAACUUCGAGAACAUUUUUAUCUGAUACCAGUGUCACAAUCAGUAACAACUGAAAACUAUAAGCAUCUUCAACAAGCCAUAGAAUAUGCAAAAGAUAUUAUUAAAGAGAACAACUUCAUGCUAUUUAUUCGAAAUACACAGACCAUGGGUGCACUUAAAGCUAAUACAAGAGCCAAGAUACAGCUAAACACCAGUUUUAUGGACCAAGACCAUAGUAUAGGCCAUGGCAGAGGCUACUCAAUUGGCUCUUCGCCAACCUUGAACAACCCACCCCAUCCUCUUGGUUGUCCGCAAUCCAACGAAAGAUCGUUAAGAGCAGCGUCUCUUGCGGUGCCAUCCAAACGAAAUCAUCGAUGUAUCAGUCCCACUUUUCCACAAAUAGUUGAUGAUGGAAAUCUUAUCACGACAACAACAACCAGCACAUUUCCCUCUACUUUAAAUGCUAACGUGGAAGAAGAUAUCUCUCGUUGGACACUACAAGAACCGGUGAGAAUGUUCAAUAGGAGCCCAAGUCCUGGAACAGGAAAAAGUCCCGGCGCAAGUCCUGGUCGUACUAUCAGUCCAAGCCCUACUCCUAGUCCCCGGCUGAGCCCGGUGCCUGCGUCCAAGUCAAAAAAGGACCUCAAAAACGGACCAGGUGUAGAUUCGGUCACAGCAGUAAAUGCUUCAACAUUCCCUCAUCUUUUGAAGAGGAUGUCCGGAAAACUGAAGAUUCGCCAACAGUCGUCGGCACACACACCACCAUAG
Molecule: messenger RNA, 1173 nt
Organism: Sugiyamaella lignohabitans
Lineage: Eukaryota; Fungi; Ascomycota; Dipodascomycetes; Dipodascales; Trichomonascaceae
Exons: 1
Coding region: 1-1173 (390 amino acids)
Source: RefSeq, a predicted model, not a curated record